This is a messenger RNA of Candida tropicalis MYA-3404, 417 nucleotides long. RefSeq lists its product as uncharacterized. The record is from RefSeq and is a predicted model, not a curated record. The transcript has a single exon. The coding region runs from base 1 to 417 and encodes 138 amino acids. NCBI's taxonomy places the organism in Eukaryota, Fungi, Ascomycota, Pichiomycetes, Serinales, Debaryomycetaceae.
AUGCGAUCUGGAAUGAACUGUUCCGAUCUUGGAAUAUAUAUAAUGGAAAAAAAAAAAAUUAAUCAUUACGUAAAUCCAACCCUUAUUUACCGGAACUCAAUUUGCUAUAGAUUCUUAGUGUUAUUGUUGAAUGAAUUAGUAUUACCAAAAUCUUACAAAUCAUUAAUGUUUCGAUUUCACUUUAUUCUUCUAGAACUAGCUUUUUCUUUCUAUAAUAGGUGUAGUCCCAGAAAUUCCAUUCCGAAUUUAUCGGCAUCACCAUCAUCUGUUUUUCAAUUAAAGUUCUUCUCAAAACAUCUCCGACACACCGCCACGGCCGAUACUCAAGAAAUGAUUGUAAUCAGUUCACAAGAGAAACCCUCCCAUCGAUUGCUCUUGGUAUCAUGUAAACUAUUCUAUGCACGUGUAUGUACGUAA